Molecule: messenger RNA, 501 nt
Organism: Mastomys coucha (southern multimammate mouse)
Lineage: Eukaryota; Metazoa; Chordata; Mammalia; Rodentia; Muridae
Product: isopentenyl-diphosphate delta-isomerase 2-like
Exons: 2
Coding region: 1-468 (155 amino acids)
Biological process (GO): isopentenyl diphosphate biosynthetic process; isoprenoid biosynthetic process
Cellular component (GO): cytoplasm
Molecular function (GO): isopentenyl-diphosphate delta-isomerase activity
Source: RefSeq, a predicted model, not a curated record
AUGCUGUACACUGCCCCAGGACAUUUUACAGACUCCUGCUCUAGUCACCCUCUAUAUGUGCCUGAGGAGCUGGAAGAGAAGGAUGCCUUGGGAGUGAGGAGGGCAGCCCUGAGACGUCUGCAGGCUGAGCUGGGCAUCCCCCAGGACCAGAUUUCCAUAAAGGACAUCAUUUUUAUGACCCGAAUCUACCACAAGAGUCCUUCUGAUGACAUCUGGGGAGACCAUGAGAUUGGCUACCUUCUGUUGGUGAGGAAAGACCUUACGCUAAAUCCAGACACCAGGGAAGUGAGACACUGCUGCUAUAUGAGCCAGGAGGACGUGCAGCAGCUACUGGACAGGGAGACCCGUGGAGAAGAAAAGAUCACCCCCUGGUUCAGAACCAUUGUAGAAGGCUUCCUGUUCCGUUGGUGGCCUCAUUUAGAGGAUGUGUCUCCAUUUGUGGAGCCUGAGAAGAUAUAUGGCCUGUGAGUCAUGAGAGUAACUAAUUUUCAGUCUGUCCAA